AUGGAAACAAACCCAACACCUCUUUCUCCACCUAUCUUUAAUGGUGAGCAGUACCAUGUUUGGGCUGUCAAAAUGAAGACCUACUUGAGAGGUCAUUCUUUAUGGAAAUAUGUGGAGGAAGAGAAACAAAUCCCUGAGCUUGGAGCAAACCCAACACUGAAUCAGAUAAGGAUUCAUGAAGAAGAGGUAGCAAAGGCUCUAAAAGCACUCUUCUACAUCCAUUAUGCAGUAACCGACCAGGUCUUUUCUAGGAUAAUGGCAUGUGAUACUCCUAAAGAAUAUUGGGAUAAGCUCAAGGAGGAGUUUGGGGGAAGUAGCCAAACCAGAAACAUGCAGGUCUUGAACUUGAGAAGAGAGUUUGAAAUGCUCAAAAUGCAAGAAACUGAAAAUGUCAAAGAGUAUGUGGAUAGAUUAAUGAAUGUAGUGAAUAAGAUUAAACUACUUGGUGAGGAGUUGACUGAUCAUAGGAUUGUGGAGAAGGUUUUGGUCAGUCUACCUGAAAGAUUUGAAGCAAAAAUCUCCUCACUUGAAGACUCCAAAGACCUGUCCCAUAUCAGUCUAGCUGAACUUGUGCAUUCCCUUCAAGCACAAGAGCAGAGGAGGCUGUUGAGGCAGGAAGAUUUGGGUGAGGGAGCUAUGUUUGCAAGCCAAAAAAAGAAGGGAUUUCAAGGUGAAAGCAGGAGGUAUACUGGAGAGAAGAAGGGAAAAGAAAAUGUGAACAAUUAA
This is a messenger RNA of Pistacia vera, 726 nucleotides long. RefSeq lists its product as uncharacterized. The record is from RefSeq and is a predicted model, not a curated record. The transcript has a single exon. Lineage: Eukaryota; Viridiplantae; Streptophyta; Magnoliopsida; Sapindales; Anacardiaceae. The coding region runs from base 1 to 726 and encodes 241 amino acids.